Molecule: messenger RNA, 534 nt
Organism: Monosiga brevicollis MX1
Lineage: Eukaryota; Choanoflagellata; Craspedida; Salpingoecidae
Exons: 1
Coding region: 1-534 (177 amino acids)
Molecular function (GO): intramolecular lyase activity
Source: RefSeq, a predicted model, not a curated record
AUGGCCACGGCUACGGGCGGUGCUAUGCUUGGUGUGGCUGGUUGCGAGCCACCCGUUCCUGGCAUGCGCGUGGUCAAGGAUCCGUUGUCAAAUCUGGAGCAUCCCGCGGCCUUGGAGGCUGGUAGCUUGCUGGCUCCUCAAGAGUCUCUUGCGCUCGUGGGGUGUGGAACACGUGCGGUCACCUUUUUGAACUAUUACGUCUAUUCCGUGGCUCUCUAUCUUCGUGAAGAAGACCGCCGCCAGUGGGGCAACCGUUACGCCGAGCCUCUGCCCGAGGCUUUCCGCGAGGCCGUGAACCAGAGCCCGCGUGUGAUUCGGCUGACACCUUAUCGCAAAGCCGCCUUCUCCCACCUGCGUGACGGUUUCAACCGUGCUCUCUUUGCACGCCUCCACAAGAGCUCUGUUGGCCCGGAAGAGGACGAGCGCAUUCGUGGCGAACUUCAGGAAUUGUCGCAGGUCUGGUCUUGGUCGUAUAACUGGAGCGCCAUCCUCAUAAUAUUCGCUCUGCUUUACGAAUCAACCAUUGCCCUCUGA